AUGGAGGGUACGAUCUGUAGCGCGCAGUUGACCCCGGAAGAGGAGAGGCUCGUAAUCAGAGACAUCACCAUUGCGGCCGAGGCCCAAUGCAAGGAGGGGGACACGUUCUACCUGAUAACCCAACGGUAAUAAUCACCUGUUUACCUGUGAGCCUGUGGAAGGGAGGGGUCGGAGAGUAUUGUGUUUAAUUCACUUGAUCCGGAAUUUCUUCCCUCUUAUUAUCGGGAAUUAGAUUUUGGGUUAAUCAGCGGUGCUAGUGCUAUCCGCUGCAGCCAUUUAUUUUAUAUUUCGUCGAUUUAUGGUGUCAAAGGUGUCUACGGUGCCUGAGCUUCUUUGAUCUUUGAUCGGCUCUCGGCAAACUCCCUAAUGUUGUGCGGCGGUUCCCACAGGGAAUAUCGAGCUGGCACUGUGGGGUUUGAUAUUAUUCUAUGUCUAUAAAAAUGCUUUUUGUCCAUUAACUGAACCCUUUGCCUCACGUAUUAGAGCCUUGCUUUUGUAUGGCGAGCAGGAAAACUUCUGAAGCCUUCACUCAUGCUGUAGUGCCUCCUUUUCACUCUUUUGUCCUUCUGUGUGAGGGGUUGGAUUGGAGGUUUCCCGCAGAUUCUUGUCUACAUAUCAGUAACCUGGUUUGGUCGGAGAUGCAUUCUUGCUCCGUUGAAGUUUGGAAACAACAAGGCAUUAAUGUUACUGAAGUUUGAGAGUGUUGUCCCUAUUAAUGUUCUGGAUUUCUGUCUUCCUAUUUGUUCAGUAUAGGAACUGAACGUCACUAGUCCUUUAUUUUCGUUGACUGGGUAUCUUUCCCUCUUAGUAUAUGAUAGGUGUAGGAGCUGAAAAUUACUCCAGUAUGCCAAUGCUGCUAUCUUGGUUUUGUUUAUGGAGGAGAUGUGUGCACUUCAGAAUAUUGUGAGAACUCCUUGAUGCAGAAUCGUAACUACCAUCUUGGAUGACUUGGAUAGCUUACUCCCUUUGAUGCAGAUUGUUGCUCGUGUAUAAGAGUUUUUCCGGUGGCUAGCUUUCAUAUUUCUGAAUCAUUGGCACCAUAAUUUUCUUUAAAUAUCUGCACAUGUUGCUUCAACAUUUGGGUUGGAACUUAACAUGCUGGCUUGUUCUGGUUUUGCUGUGCGGAACUUAAUUUUAUACCACUGUGGGACAACCAUGAUGAGCAUAAUCCCAUUAAUCCAGAAUCGUCUAGGAUCUGUUGUGAUCUGUCAAUUGUUUGACUGUAACAAGUUUCCUACAAUGUAUUUUUUAAUACUUUUUUGUAACCUUUUCUUGAGUCUGAUGUCUGAAAUUUAAUCGUCUGUCAGCAGGUGGUGGCAGCAUUGGCUUGACUAUGUCAACCAGGAGCUAGGAAGUUAUGCGAAUAAUGGAACUUCAUCAUAUGGAUCUCAUUAUUACGAAGCUUCUUCAACCGCUCAAAAGAGGCCUUCAGUCAUUGAUAACUCUGAUCUUAUAAAUGAAGCCACCUCUGAAGUGUCAAAUGUGGGAAUUGAACUUCAUGAUGCUCUAGUUGAAGGUCGUGAUUAUAUAUUGCUUCCUCAAGAAGUUUGGAGGCAACUAUAUGGCUGGUAAGUUCUACUCAUCCAUAUUCUGGGAUUGUGUUUCCCCCUGAUUAAUCGUUGUGUUUAUGGUACACUUUGAUCCAGAUAAAAUUCAAAUAUUAAACUUGGUUGUUAGCCAAUUUUUUGCUCUUAUUUUUACUUUAUUCUCCCUAGUAAGUUGUGAUUCAACUGUACUCUCAUCAAAAUUCCAUCGAAUCCAACUAUGGCAGGAUUUGCUUGCUUUGAAUAUUUUUACUUAAAUAGAGCUUCAUUCUUUCUGAAUAUCCAUUCUACCCUUGAUUGGGUUUGAGUAUAGUGAGGAAAUUUUCAUAAUGAGUUGUGAGUUGUUGUUGAAUGGUAAUUUUUUAUGUGCUAGGGAUUAGGAGGCCUACUUGCCAUAAAAAAGGUAAUGCGAUCUUAUCUGUAUCAGGACCUGUCACUGUCUUACUCUGGCUUAUUGCUGUUUACACAAUAGAGGAAUACCUGUUUUCUUAUUGAGCUGGAUAUACUAAAUAUACGUUCAGAUGGAGUACUAUCGCACAGAACCUUUUUGGUCGAAGUGGGAUAGUUGUACCAUUUUUCUAAAAUAAUACAGCUGAUACUCAACCAGCUCAUGAAACUACUUAUUCUAUUGGAGACAACUGCAGGAUUAAUUUUUCUACAUUGCACUUGUGCCAACCAGGUUUUCUAGAAGAUUCAUUGAGGAGCCAUAUUUCUAGAUUCCUGACCAAAUUUGGCAUCUCAUUCACAGAUGCUACCCGCCCUCUGGGGUUCUAAGAAAUUUGAACAAGAUUGGAAGUGUGGACAACUAAAGUCCUCUUUGUCAAGGAUAGAUGGAUUCUGUUAGUCAUCAUUUUGUACAUUUGGUGCCUAUUUUCUUUCAAUUAUGAAAGUGCCUAAAAAUGCGUAGAAAAUGAGCAAACUAUCAUAUUCUUCCUUUUGGCAAGGGGAAAACACAAAAAGCGAACCGUACCUUGUGAAGUGGGGUACAUAUCGUGGAUACAAAAAUAGAGCUGUCGAGGGUUGUUUGAGUUUGAUGCUUUUAGCAAAGUACUCUCUUGGCAAAAUGGUUGUGGUGACUAGUUCUGGGGGAAGCUACUUGGGCAAUGGUCAAAAGAGCCAAAUAGUUUAGAAGAGGUGGGGAACAGAGGAUUUCUCUGAGCUAUCUAACGUCUCUUUCAGUUGUAUUCUCUAGUGUUACAGAAAAUGCAUUUUUUCUCUAAGCUUCUGCGAAGUUUCAAGUGACAACUAUCAGUGUUCUCAAUUUUUGGGAAGGCAGGUGGUGAAAAGUACAGCCUUUGUGCCUAAGUCUGUGAGGUUGUGCUACAUAUCCAGAUAUAAAGGGAAAAAUGAUAAAUGACAUUUACUAGAAGAAUCCGCGUCUUAUCUAGGGGUGAUACUUAUUGCGAGAGCCUUGUAUUGAAGGGAUUGGUUGAAAAUCGUUCAAAAGGAUUCGAAGCAGAAUGUUAGGUUAGAAAUAUGGAGGGGAUCUUCAAAAGGUUAGAAAUAUGUAAGCUUGAACUGUCCAAGCUGCUGAUCUCAGUUAUCCAUCUAUGCUCAAGAUCCCCAUGAUUAUGACAUAGAAGCUAAAGGGGUUGAAGAGGGCUAAUGCUUUUUCAUGGAGUUUGUGAUAAGAAGAAGGUUUCAGGUAGCCAUUCUUUGGAAACAAAAUUCUAACGCGAGUAUAAUGUGGGAAUGAAUCAGAAUGCUUUAAUGUACAAAGAAAGCUGGCGCUUCUACUUUUGUGGAUUUAAAUGAAUUUGAUUAUUACAAUUUCCUUUCCACUAUAUCAUUCUGUGCUACACUUCUGGGCUUUAUUAAUUUUUGUUUUUGACAUAUGCAAUCAUUGUACACGUCUGAUUGUGUCGAUUUAAUUCUUGAUAAUUACUUAUAUUUAAGAUUUUUCUUUAUUAUAUUGAUACUUUUUUAGUUGUGGAAUAAUUUGGCCGAUAUCAAGCAUAUGAAUGUCACGGUCUGCAUGGAUAAUUUUCAAUCAUAACUUUUUUUUUUUGCUUUUAAUUACAAAAAACUCAGUUCAUGGGAUUCCACAUAAGUAUUUCCUUAUUGAAAACAGUUAUCCUGUUGGAAUUGGUCUGUGCCAUUCGAUAAUUGUCAUUUUACUUCUAAGAUAACCUACAACUUAGUUGACAUUAUGUAUGUCUUCAGGUAUGGAGGAGGUCCAAUAUUAGCACGGAAAGCUAUUAGUUCUGGUUCGUCACAGACUGAACUAGCUAUAGAAGUCUACCCAUUACGUCUUCAGUUACUUAUGAUGCCAAAAGGGGAUCGUGCAAUUAUUAGAAUUAGCAAAAAGGUAUGACGAUUGAUUUUAUAUCCUUCUCCCAUGUUAUUUCCUUUCAAUAAACACUAUAAUGCCAUGCUGAGAUUGCAAGCAUGGCCGUCAUUCUUUUCACAUUUAUCCAACACCCCAAAAUUGGUCUCCGGCUGGCUUGGUUUGUUAUCUUGUCUAAAGUGCAAAUGCAAUUUACAGGAAACUGUUGGAGAACUUCAUAGAAAGGCUUGUGAGAUCUUUGAUUUGAUGGUGGACCAGGUAAGUUCUCAAUUGAUUGUCCGUAUGUUUUCCCUGUACAUUUUCAGGUUUCUGGUAUUAAUACAUUCGUUUAAAUCAACAUGAUGGGUAGCUAAUUACUGCUUGUUUCACUUUUCCUCUCUCUAUUAUUCUACUAAUCUAUCUUUCUGGUUGGAUGUGCCAGGUCUGUAUUUGGGACUACUAUGGUCAACAGAAGCAUGCAUUAAUGGACAACAUGGAGAAAUCACUGGAUGAUUCAAACAUACAGAUGGAUCAAGAAGUAGGGAUUUAAGACCUUUUUGCUUCCAUUUUGAAUAGUUUGUUUGUGAUAUCUGCACGAGUAUGCAUGUUAUUCAUUAAAAGGAUAUGGCCUUGGUAAUUUCCUACUGGUUUCUUCCCGACCAAAAUCUCCUCAAUGGGAAGAAAAGGAGGAAAAAAAAAUCAGUGUUUUUAUUGAACAAUAUUCAAGGAUAACUUCUGCUUGUACUGGGUAAAACCCUGGAGAUGGUGCAACCCAUUCCACCUCCACCUUAGCCUAGGCUGAUUUGUGCAGAGCCUCUGGGUGAUGUGCUGACUAUUGUUGGCACCUGACCAACAGCAUGAGGGUUGUCCUGAAAUACUACCAUAUUUCCAUUAGCGUACGAUGGCCCUGGACUCCAGAAAUUUGUUCACUUUUCCUAUCCCUGCUAUAUGCACAUGUUUUCUAUUUUUGGAUUUGAUUGUGGAUGGCCCCAUGUCUUAAAUUAUGAUGGAAAAGAGUGGGAGUUCUAUUUGUUUUGGCUGUUUAAUGUUUAAUUAUCUUAAUUUGAAGUCUAUUCGAUAGUUUUUUUUCUCAUCACAAUUAGCGAGGAUGCUUUGUUGUUUAAUCCUCGGGAAUCCAAGAAUCUUUUUUCUGAAACCAUUGAAAAGUUACAGUCUGAUACUCAGGAAACUAAGAGUGUUCCAUUGACCAACUCAUUAAUUUGUUACCAACAGAUUCUUGUUGAAGACUAUAAUGAUGGAAAUGGUUCAAUGUACAGCAGAUGCUUGAGUUCUGUUCAAGAUAAUGGAUUUAUAGAGAAGGACUCUGCUCCUAUGCUUUUAGAACCUAGUAGGUCAAGCUUAUCAGUUGCUGGCGGUUUAUCUGCUAGCAAGAAUGUUUCAAGGAGCUGUAGUUCUGAGCUAUCACAGGGCCAAUUCCUGGCAUCUCCCAGCAGUGACAUGGAUAAUUUCCAGGGAACAAAUGGCAUGGGGACACGAGGAGCUUCUGUUGGUCUAACUGGCUUGCUGAAUCUUGGUAACACUUGUUUUAUGAAUAGUGCAAUACAGUGCCUUGUCCACACACCAGAGUUUGCCAGAUACUUCCGUGAAGAUUAUCGCCAAGAAAUAAAUUGGCAGAACCCUUUGGGUAUGGUGGUAAGUGUUUGUUGCUGCCAGAAUGUUGAUUGUUUUCAUUCUGUACGUUCCAUUAAUGAGAUCCUAGUUGCUGCUUUCUGACUUAUUGGUUCUUUUUACUUAUCUUGUAACAGCUUCAUAAACCUCCUUUUCCUUCUCUCUCCGUAUUUUAUCAUUUGUAGCUAAAGAAAAGGAAGUGACAUAUGAGGAUUCCUGAUAGAUGAAAUCCAUUUUCCAAAAUGAUUCAUCUCUUCUUUGUUUGGUCCCUGCAUGUUAGAAAAAUCUGUUUUAAAUUUUAUCUAGUGAUUUGUCAUCAAAUCUGCCGUGAACAGUGGUGCAAACUAUGCAAAGGAAAAACGCAACUAGUAUUCACAUCGUAGAUGACUAUUAUACACAAGUACCAGAGUCACAAAACAAGGAAACUACCUAACAACUAGGAAACCAACAAACUGGGAAACGGUCCAACUAAGAAGCGAACUCCUAAUCAUACAUUCUUUCCCGAAAAAUCAGACAUGAUCCCCUCAUGUUCAAUUCUCAGAACAAUACCCAUCCUCUGGUGCAUUACAAUUAAUGGUUGCCAGAGUAUCACAUCAUCCUCUGGUAUAUUUUUACUAUUAUCUGGAUUCACUUGCUUCACAUCUCAGUACAUCUUAAAGAAAUCUCGCCAGAAGUGAUUCUAGAAAAAAAUGUCUGAUUUGUCUGUGAUCUAAAGUUUUUCUCGGCAAUCCAAUCUUACCUAGUUAUAGGCCUUUUCAAAGUCUGAUUUAGUUGUAAAAUUUUUAAUCCCAUAUCUGAUGUAAUUAAAUCCCUUAUAUUUGGGUCCCUGGAGUUGCCAUUGCUAGUUUUGUUGGGAAUGACUUUUAACUCCUAUUCAAAAGAUCAUAGUUGGUGAGGUGACUAGUGUGAAGAAGUCUAUGGUCUGGCGCAUUAAUUGCUUGAGUAACAAGACGUGUGCCUUGGUGAGGCUUUUUGUUUUGCGAUUUGAAUGAAAAUCAUGUUAUACAUCUAUGUACAGUAUGUAUUCUAAAAAUUAUCUCCUAAACCAAUUUUAUUUAGUGAUAUUCAUAUUUUUUGAUUGAUUAGCUCAUUAAUAACUUCUACAGUUAAUCACUGUAGUUUAUUGUAUUGAAAGAUGAACUAAAGGAUUCUUUCAUUCAUUGUCUAAUUUGUCUACUUUUGAUUGUCUAUUUAUGUUUGAUAAUCAUUGAUAUACUUCACCUCACGAAGUAUAAAUUUCGAUUUUUUUUUGUUUAAUAAAUCUAUCGGUAUAACCAUAAAGAAACAAACAAGGGUAAUCUAUUUUAGUGGUUGAGUAACCACCUUUUAAUAAUGCACUGCCAGGGGCCGAAAUACCUUGUCCUCUAGUUGUACCAUAUUGCUUAGGGAAAUGGCUUGAAAGCAAUGGGUAAAGGAAGCAACGUUUAAUACCUGGCUGAUCUUUGGUAUAUUAUGAGUUUCUAUGACUUUCAAAAUUAUGUAAAUUAGCCAAAGAUAUGUGAAUAAAAUCAUAUAUGCACGCUUCUUAUUUGAGAAUACGCUCAGUUGAAGUGAUACAUACAGGGUGAGCUUGCUUUAGCAUUUGGAGAGUUGCUAAGGAAACUCUGGGCUCCAGGGCGCACACCUGUUUCUCCUCGGCCAUUCAAAACCAAACUCGCUCGUUUUGCUCCUCAAUUUAGUGGAUAUAAUCAGCACGAUUCUCAGGUUUGAUAUAGUUGAUUAUUUCCUAAAAAAUUAAUUUGAACUGAAGACAUUAUUUUUCUCAAGGCAACUGUAAGCUCUUUCUACAGGAGUUUUUGGCCUUUCUCCUUGAUGGACUUCAUGAGGAUCUGAAUCGUGUGAAACAUAAGCCUUACAUAAAGACUAAAGAUGCUGAUGGGCGACCAGAUGAAGAGGUUGCUGAUGAGUACUGGGCAAAUCACAUUGCUCGAAAUGAUUCUAUAAUUGUCGAUGUGUGCCAGGUAAGUUUUUUGUCAUUGACACUAUAUUCUAUAUAGUCUUUAAUUAAGUAUUUUUACACCUUCUGAAAACUUUUUUUGCUGAGAGGGAAAUUUUUCAUCAACCCGUUUGGAAAUUUGUUCUUAUAUUUUUGUUUGUCAGUCGGAAAUAUCGAUUGAUUGGUUUUGAUGGACGAGUUUCUCCCUUGGUAUGGGUGUGUUCCUUUAUAUUAUGUAAACUAUCAUUGCUUGAAUCAUACUAAUGGAUCUCCAGUUCGGAUUAGAUCAGGAUCCAUUCUGACACCUGUAAUUCGAUCUGAUUAUCGGAUGUAUGCAGUUUUAGGAGCACACUGAUCAGGAAAUACGAAUUGGAAUUUCAUCUGCUAAUUAAUUGUUCUCAAAAGUACAAGAAUGAGGAAUUUUGGGGCUACAAGCUCGAGUCAUCUGACUAAUUAAGUGGAAUUUUUGUCUCAGAUUAUUUAUUGAUCACCCUCAUAGAUCAGUUAUGUAAAAAUAUUGCCUUAUAUAUGCAGUAUUUUUUUUGCAACAUAUUUUCUCUUGAUUGUUGGGUCAUGUUGCUUUUCUGGUCUGAAAACUUGUUUGUUCUGAUAUGUCUGUUGCAUUUCAUGUUGUUCAUAUUUCUUUUUAAAAAAGGAAAGAAGCAAGUUUGCUGAUCAUUGUCUUGAACCAUGCCUUGGCCUUCCUUGUCUGUUACUGCUUCCAAACUGCUAAUGUUUUCUGUGGGGAGGCUUGGGGUGGGUCUGGGAGGGGGCGGGAGAGAAAGGGGUUUUCAUUUGGGGGUUAGUCCGGCAGUAAUUAAGUUGUAUGAGACCGUACUUUACCUAUUACAGAAGGGAAUGGAUAGGGGUUAUAGUUAUCUGGAAAAAAAGUUAGUGGCUUUUAAAGAGAGAUGAGACUGCAAGAGGCUUAAUUGGGAAAGGAGGAUAAAUUGCUUCAUAAUAGGGCUAAGAGAAAGGUCAGGUUGGGCGGCAGUCAGAUUGAAAAGAGAUUGCUCCAACAUGUGAAUAUCAUCUUCUUCUAGAUAUCUUAACUCUUCAUUAAUCAAUGUUAAUUUAAUUGUUUUGUAUUCAUCAAACAAGCAUGACGCAUUCUACUAUCUGUGUAUUAGUCAAAUAACUCCAAUGACGGGCAUGCACCGUGAUGACUGUAACCCUUGAUCUUGGCGUUUUUUAUCUUUAUCGUCUACCCUUCAUAUUGUAACUGCUAGCUUAUUGCGUCUACACUCAAUACGAAUAUGCUGGGGGUUCUUUCGUCCUAGCACUUUUUGGUCGCAGAAUUAGGAUUUUUUCUUGGUGACGACUAUAUUGAUUUUUCACUCACGAUACUCCAAGAGAGUGGAUGAGUAACAGUUAUGACACAACUGCAUGUCCAUUAUUUUAUGUGGACAGGGUCAAUUCAAGUCAACUCUUGUUUGCCCUGUGUGUGACAAAGUCUCGGUGACUUUUGAUCCAUUCAUGUACCUUUCAUUGCCUCUACAAUCAGCCCAUACUCGGUCCAUGACUGUUACAGUCUUCACCAGUGAUGGAAGCACAUUGCCGACACCCUACACCGUGAGUGUGCCAAAACAAGGUCGGUGCAAAGACCUAAUCCAAGCUAUAACCAAUGCUUGCUCUGUGAAAAAUGGAGAAAGGAUUUUGCUCGCUGAGGUUUGUUUAUGUUGCACCCAUGCUUUCCUGGAGACUGGGGAUGAUUACCCGGAUCUAACAUGAAGAGAACGUUAUAUUCUGCAGAUACGGGGUCACUUGAUCCAUCGCUUCCUAGAAGACCCCCUAAUCUCGUUAUCCACCAUAAAAGAUGAUGACCAUCUCGCAGCCUACAGGAUUCCAAAAAAGUCAGUGGAUGUGGUUUAUCUUCAGUUGAUACAUCGACAUGAAGAACGGUGAGUAGUACCCUUUUCUACUUUAUUUUUUUUCUGGAGUAAUUUAUGCCUGGGUGACAAAAUCAAUACCUUCUACCCGCCUGCCAGCUUGAGUUGUUGUGUGUUUACUUUUACAAGGAAACUGAUUUAAGUUUAGUUAAUUUUUCCUGUUAACCUAUGGCUUUAAUUUAUCAAAUUCUCUUUUAAGAAUAAUCCAAAAAAAAAGUGGACACCUAGGUUUCAGUCUCUGUGCUCACAGUGAAAGCAUUCUUUUAACAAUUACAAGUGGUGCAGCUGAAUAUUAAGUGUUCUCAUUUCAUUUACCAGGGAAUUGAGCAGCAUCACCAGCUCCAUGGUAUGGAGACCUUAUGGUACGCCACUUGUCACAUCAAUCUCACGAGGUGAUGUAAUCACGAGAGGUGAUAUCCAGUCAAUGGUUCACAAAAUGCUCUCGCCUAUGCUGCGUUAUGAAAAAAGUUCUACAAGCUUGAGAUCAGCAGCUGCAUGUAAGGGAACAAGAACCAGUGGAUCAUGCCUAGGCUCUGGUACGAGUGAUUCAUCCACUGAAGAUCACCAGGCCCAUAGAACAGAAGCUUCUACCAAGUUGCCCCUCCAUAUGAUUGAUGAGAACAAUGUGUACAUUGAUUUAUCGAUUGGGGAAGAGAAAACAAUCAGGGUACCCUCGUCGUUAUCAUCAAUGCGUGUCUUUGUCGAUUGGUCCCGGGAGGAUUUGCAAAAGUAUGAUACUUCUGUUCUUGAGAAUCUACCUGAAGUUCUCAAAUAUGGCCCUGCGCCUAAGAAGGCUCGUAGCGAACCUCUUUCCUUGUAUGCGUGUCUGGAAGCAUUCUUGAGGGAAGAGCCCCUGGUUCCUGAGGAUAUGUGGUGAGUUCUUAUCUGCAUCCUAGUUCUCUAUAUUUAGAUUAGACAUUUGCCAACAACUCUUUCAAAAAAAUAUAUCAAUGCCACUGAAUGCAUGAUGUAGUAAAGUGAGACUAUGCAUGCAUCUCUUCUCUAGGAAAAAAAAAAAAAAAAAAAAAAAGAUCUACAUGGCCAUCAAUAAAGUUUCUGAGCUUAUGUCCAGAUCUGGUAUUUGGGCAAUACUCCUUCCCCAAUGGAUCUGUCUUCCAUGCUUUGCAAUUCCAAUAAAUGGCAACAGACCAACUACAGUUUCAGUAUCUGUUCCUCGAGUUAUGAACAAGUUAUUGCUUUUCAGUUUAUAUGAUUUAUAUCUGAUUUCCCAUUGAUAAGCCAUGGCUGGUGAUGGUUGUAGCUGUGGGAAUUGUGAUGUGCCUUCGCUCUUUGAUUCUAAGUUCCAUGGUUGAUUUCUUCCCUGAAGGUACUGCCCACGGUGCAAGGAACAGAGACAAGCAAGCAAAAAACUGGAUCUAUGGAGGCUUCCGGAGGUGUUGGUCAUCCAUUUGAAGAGAUUCUCUUACAGUAGAUCGAAUAAGCAUAAGUUAGAGACAUUCAUCAACUUUCCAAUUCACGAUUUUGACUUGACGAAUUAUGUGGCGAAUAAAGACAGCUCGCAGCGUCAGCUUUAUGAGUUAUAUGCUUUGAGUAACCACUACGGCAGCAUGGCGAGCGGCCACUAUACAGCCCACAUCAAGGUAAGCACUAGCCUCGUGUUGGUUGAGUCUUUGAAUUGACUUUUAGUGACGGUCAAUGAUUUUAUCACUAGUUUCUGCAAGGAUUUUGGCUGUGAAGAAGAUCAUGCGAUCCCGAAAGACUUGAUCUUUUAUUUUUUUAUACUGAAUUCCUUUGAAUCCCUGUUAAUGCCCAGAAGAUUCAUACCAUUCGAAAUCGUCUGUUUUGCUUCCAGAUUGAGAAAAAAAGGAUGAUUUCGAAAUCUAGUAUCCUAUUUUGACCCUUUAUUCCACAAACAUACCACACCGAAUCGGUUUCUGUUGUUCAUCUCGAUUGCUUCCCAGGCAAAUCAAAUAUUAUCGAUGCUUCACAGGAAAUCCUUUCUAUUAUUCAUGCAGAAAAUCAUUUCUUAUGUAUAUAAGAAGAACUGGGCUCUGUUUAUUUUCUUCAACUAUUCUUCACCCACCGUGCAUGGUGCUCUUCUCUCUUCCAUUCUCCUCCAGAUCCUGCAUCAGAAGGGUCGGAUGCAGUCUGUCUCCUUCAUUCAUUUGAUUUCCUUCUGCCCUAACCGAAGAUCUCUUCCUUGCGCAGCUCCUGGAGGAAAACCGGUGGUACAACUUCGACGACAGCCAUAUAUCUCCGAUAAAUGAGGAAGACGUCAAGUCUGCUGCGGCUUACGUUCUGUUCUACAGGAGAGUCAGGGGUGAGGACGCCUUUGUGAGUAAUGAUCUCCACCCUUCUAUUGACUUGAGCGAUAAUCUACAGAGGAUAUAG
Messenger RNA from Spirodela intermedia, 11616 nucleotides. The record is from the annotation of a GenBank genome assembly. NCBI's taxonomy places the organism in Eukaryota, Viridiplantae, Streptophyta, Magnoliopsida, Alismatales, Araceae.